UGCAGAGCAGUGUAGAACUCAGCGUUUCAGAGGCUGGCUGGGUCUUGGGGAAAAUCUGAAAUCAAGACCAGGCUGACAGUUACGUAAAUCUUCAGUCUAACAGGACUUGGAAGAAAGAGGGUGUCCAGGUAGGAGGCAAAGGACCAAGGCAGAAGAAAAGGAUUAAAACCCUGAAAACUGGGAGAGAAAAGCUGUAACCUCUUUUUUGUAAAGACCUUGCAAUUUCUUGUAUGGAUGAGGAGCUAUGGCUGCUGCUACUAAGCAUAUCCAGCCUCCCAGUGCAUCUACUUCUUGCUAUCAACGUGCUCCCAUGGUAAAUUCUAAGUGCUGCUCUGUUACAGCUCUCAUGUGUGAAUAUAAGUCUAAUGCAUCAAUGACCUAAGGACCUCACCAGUUAGAAGUUAUUGUUUUUGCCAUCCUUUUUGGGUUUUUUUUAUUCCUCAAACAGUGGAAAUAUCUUUCUUUCAAGUUGCUUUUGUUGCAGAGUUAAGCAAAUGGCUAACAGUGGCUUUGGUAAAAUAUCCACAAAAUGUGCCAACUGUUCAUCUACUUCUCAGAAAGAUGUACUUUGUGUAUGUUCCUGCAGACCAAGGCUUUCUCCGGUGGUCGUGGAAAUGUCACAGACAUCAAGCACUGGUAGUUCAGAAUGUACAGUUUCACCAGAGAAAAUAAAAGAAAACCAAACCAGUAAAGAUAGUUUCUCUGGAAAAGAUUCGCCCUCAAGAACCUCAAAGGUAGAGAGGAAAACAUCUCAACAACAAUGGGGUCGGGACGACUUUACAGAAGGAAAAGUUCCUCACAUAAGGGUGGAAAACGGAGCUGCUAUUCAGAAAAUCUAUGUCUUUGGAAGAAUAUUGGGACAAGGGAGCUUUGGAAUGGUCAUCGAAGCUACAAACAAGGAAACAGAAACUAAGUGGGCAAUUAAAAAAGUGAACAAAGACAAGGCUGGAAGCUCUGCUGUGAAGUUACUUGAACGGGAGGUGAACAUCCUAAAAAGUGUGAAACAUGAACACAUCAUACAUCUGGAACAAGUUUUUGAGACACCUAAGAAAAUGUACCUUGUAAUGGAGCUUUGUGAGGAUGGAGAACUCAAAGAAAUUCUGGAUAGGAAAGAGCAUUUCUCAGAGAAUGAGACAAGGUGGAUCAUUCAAAGUCUCGCAUCAGCUAUAGCCUAUCUUCACAAUAAGGAUAUAGUACAUAGAGAUCUAAAACUGGAAAACAUAAUGGUUAAGAGCAGCUUUAUUGAUGCUAACAAUGAAAUGAACUUAAACAUAAAGGUGACUGAUUUUGGCUUAGCCGUGAAGAAGCAAGGUAGGAGUGAGGCCAUGAUGCAGACCACAUGUGGCACUCCUAUCUAUAUGGCCCCUGAAGUUAUCAAUGCCCAUUACUACAGCCAGCAGUGUGACAUUUGGAGCAUAGGUGUCAUAAUGUAUAUUCUAAAAACGUCAGAGCAUCCAAAUUUUCUCUUAUUUGCAGCUAAAAGUGUUCUGAAACAACUUUUGAAAGUAGAUCCUGCUCACAGAAUCACAGCUAAGGAACUUCUGGAUAACCAAUGGUUAACAGGAAAUACACUUUCUUUGGCAAGACCAACCAAUGUGUUAGAAAUGAUGAAAGAAUGGAAAAAUAACCCAGAAAGUGAUGAGGAAAACACAGCAGUUGAAAUGAACUAUGGGACCAUUCAAGAAAAUGUGAAAGGUCACCAGCCAAGCAGACCCAGUAGAAAUAUCCUCAAUGUCAACAGCACUUCGGAUGAAGAGGAGGAAAAACAGCCCACUGCUUAUGAAAAGAAAUUUCCUGUGACCAGUGAGAAGGAAAAUAUGGACGACUUGGACAGGAGCUAUUCAGUUUCCACAUCUAGCAGACUCUUUCCAGUUGGACUCAAAGGAGAAAUAGAGAAACCCCCUGUGACUUCAAGCCAAAGGAUAUCAACCAAAGACACUGCUAAAUCCAUUGCCCUACCUGGAAGCAAAAAGAAACUCUGAGGUUCCCUCCCAUGCUGAAUAGUACAGAAACAAGAGCUGCUCUUUCCAGUGCCAAAACAAGGGGAUAGGUGGGGACAAGGACAGUACUAUGCCAAGCUCAGCCUUUUAGCUCCACUGAGCCCUGCCAUGCCUUUGCACCAGCUUAAAAUUGACGCUGCUUCUCUACAGAGCAGCAUAUUAAUGGAUGGCCACCAACAGGCUUGAUGGCGAGCUGUGACUAAAGUCAACUCAAGAUGUUUCCAGAGUUGUUUGGAGGAACAGACGCCCUCAAAGCAAGGCUGUGGGCAUACUUGCUCAGUUUUACUUCAGAUUCUUGUAUUUAGGCACAAAUAUUUGUAGGAGAAAAUGAGAGCCAAGUAUGGUAAUUAUCCAAAUAAUUAUAUGCACUUUGCACUAGAAGACUUUGUUAGGAAAUUACUAGUAAACUUGCCAUAGGCAUAACAGAGGAAGUGCUUCAGCCAUUCACAUGUGUUCUUAUGAUUUUAGGUUGCUGUAGAUUGUUUAAGGCAACUUAUUUUAAAUGUAGAAAAACAGGAGAUUUUGUAACUGCUUGCCAUUAACUUGCUGCUAAAUUCCAAAUGGAUUGAUUGAGUCAAUAAAAAGCAGAUGUUACCCAUG
Manis javanica (Malayan pangolin) is the source of this 2600-nucleotide messenger RNA. The record is from RefSeq and is a predicted model, not a curated record. NCBI's taxonomy places the organism in Eukaryota, Metazoa, Chordata, Mammalia, Pholidota, Manidae.